CCUGUAUCGUUUCUCCCUCUUUUCCCAUCCCACAAUAUUCGCAAAUCGCGAUGAAUGUGAUUCCGAUUUGCAUACAUCGCAUAUUUUCAGUAGAAUAUAAUUUAUUGUAUUUAAGUGGGUAAAUCCCAGUAAUUAACUGAGCUCAGUAUAUAAUCCCACGCACAUUGCUUUUCCUUUAAAGCAACAUUUGGUGUAACUUAUUCAAACUAGUCUUGUCCAGUCAUUAGAUCUUUGUCGGAGGCUGACUAAUCGCGGGAAGUCAUAUUAUGACUUGGUGAGUGAAGUGCUAAGUUGUUCUGUGAUGUCCGACGGCGAUCCAUCUCUCGAAGAAGACGUUCCGAAGCCGCUGCUCGAAAAAGUUGAGGAGAAUGUGUUCACGCCGAAGAUAACUACUCCGAUUUUUGCGGGAACUGUGAAGUUGCACCAUAAGAGAUCUGACGCGGCAGAGACGGAGUCCUUCCUCUCUGACGCCCAGCGCAAUGACCUCGCGUUCAAACAGCUUUUCGAAGAUGGAGAUGGAGGAUUUCCAGAGACGGAGAAGGAGGCGCAAGAGAAGAAUGACCUCCAGGCCAUGUCUGUCCUGAGCAUGUACAAGGACAAUAUCUCUCAGGACAUGAACACGGAACGAGACAACGGUAGCGAAGCCUCCACGCGAGAGGCCGAGGAGGUUGGCUGCGGGGCUCAGACUGGCACUGGCAAUGGCAAACCAGCCAACCAUUGCUCCAUAGUAAUGAGUGGAGUCAUGAACAACCCCUCCCUCACGUUCAACGACGGUGUACGCUCCAUAGACUACGUGUUGGUAUGGGAGGCUAACAAAGAGGAUGCCACCACUACUGAAGCCUAUCAACAGAGGAAGAUCUUUGAAAUGAACCUCCAGAGUGAGGGCUUGGAGCUGGAAUAUGAGGCGCCUGAGCAUUUGCAUGGAUUGCAUUUUGUUAAGAUCCACACGCCACUAGCAGUGCUAAGAGAUUACAGUGAGAUUUUAAAACUAAGGAUGCCAAUGAAGGAGUGCAGUAAGAUACGCAAAACUGGGCGAACGAAUGCCAUACUGAAUGCCGCAUUAUAUAUGUCUAAGUUCUCGGCUUUAAGAGAUGUCCAUGAAAAGACCAACAGUCUCAUGGACCAAAUUGAAGGGUGUUGGGACCGGUUCAUGUCCAAAAUCCGUGUGGACACCUCCAUAUUCCCCGAGAGAAAGCAUCGACUCACCGCUAUUUAUUCCAAGGAUAAGGAGUAUUUAUUCGACACAACAUCGGAUUGUUUCUGGACGCCGUCGAUUCGGUCCCGCAUCGUACAGUUCAUUCUAGACAGGAAGAAGUUCUCAGAGAGUCUCAAUGACGACUUUGCUUUCGGCAUAACAAGGCUCAUAUCUAAUUGCACGUAUAGCGCUGCUUAUCCUUUACAUGACGGCGACAUCAGGACUCCAGGCUCCAUGAGGUACCUGCUGUACACGGAGUGGGCGAGUGUGUCCAAAUGUCUCAAAUAUCAACCCUUGGAUUAUGUGAAAGACUACUUCGGCGUUAAAAUCGGAUUAUACUUCGCGUGGCUCGGCUUCUAUACACACAUGCUGAUACCAGCGUCUAUAGUGGGUCUCAUAUGCGUCAUAUAUUCCGGGGCUACCGUGUAUUCCAAUAAACCUAGCGAAGAGAUCUGCAACUACAACUCUACGAUCAAGAUGUGUCCGCUAUGCGACUACUUCUGCGAGUACUGGGACCUGAAGGAUACCUGUCUCCUGUCUCGGAUAACGUACUUGUUUGACAAUCCCACCACUGUGUUCUUUGCUAUCUUCAUGAGUUUCUGGGCGGCGUGUUUCCUGGAGCUAUGGAAGAGGUAUUCAGCUGAGAUGACCCACCGCUGGGAUCUCACCGGGUUCGACGUCUACGAGGAACACCCGCGGCCGCAGUACUUAGCUAGGUUGGCCCAUGUCAAACGGACUCAGCUCAACGUAGUAACAGGUGAAAGAGAACCGAUGGUCCCUUUCUGGCGCAUGCGUCUACCAGCAGCCCUCAUGUCUUUCAGCGUAGUAGCGCUGCUGGUUCUACUAGCGCUCGCCACCGUCCUUGGAGUGGUCCUAUACCGCAUGUCGCUACUAGGGGCCAGUAUACUGCGCCAGAAUGACAACAAGCUGUUGACUACCAACCCUAUUUUGUUUACCUCGGCCACCGCUGCUGGGAUCAAUCUAGUGUUCAUCUUUAUAUUUAACUAUAUAUACCAAUACCUAGCGGAAUGGCUGACGGAGAAGGAACUCCUGCGCACACAGACAGAGUUCGACGACUCGCUCACACUGAAGAUAUAUCUACUGCAGUUCGUCAACUACUACGCGUCGAUAUUCUACAUCGCCUUCUUUAAGGGCAAGUUUGUAGGGCGGCCGGGGGACUACGUGCGCCUGUUUGGACAUAGACAAGAAGAGUGCGCGCCCGGCGGCUGCCUCCUCGAGCUGUCCAUCCAACUAGCCAUCAUAAUGAUCGGCAAGCAAUUCAUGAACACCAUCGUGGAGAUGAUGAUGCCAUACCUGCUCAAGUGGUGGAACAUCAUACGCACCAUCGGCAGGAAAAACAAAAUUAAGAGUACCUUGCAAUGGGUGAAAGAUUUCAAGCUAGUCGAUUUCGGACACAUGGGGUUGUUUCCUGAAUAUUUAGAAAUGGUGCUUCAAUACGGCUUCGUGACAAUCUUCGUAGCGGCAUUCCCCCUGGCGCCGCUGUUUGCUCUGGUCAACAACGUACUAGAGAUGCGACUGGACGCUAAGAAGUUCCUCCGUUGCUACCGGCGGCCUGUGCCGCAGCGAGUCAACGAUAUUGGCGUCUGGUAUCGCAUACUCGACUCUAUCGGCAAGCUUAGCAUCAUUACCAACGGCUUCAUAAUAGCAUUCACGUCGGAGUUCAUCCCGCGGCUGGUGUACAUGUUUGAGCACGGCUCCAUGGACAGCUACGUGGACUUCACGCUGGCCGAGUUCAACACAACGGUCAUCGAGCCGUACAGGCCGCUGCAUACCACUUACAACCAGACUCUGUGCAGUUAUCCCGGCUACUGGUACAACAAGCAGGGCGAGGACUACCGGCGCAGCGACUGGUACUGGCACGUGAUGGGAGCCAGGCUGGCCUUCGUCGUCGUCUUCGAGAACGUGGUAGCCCUAGUGAUGAUAAUCGUAAAGUGGGCCAUUCCUGACAUGUCGGGCGAGCUGCGCGACAGGAUCCGUCGCGAGGCUUACGUCAUCAACAGCUUUAUCUUAGAAGAGACUCGAGCAAGGUCGCAGGCCAGCCGGUCGCUCGGCCGAGACCUGACGCCGGACCCCGAGACCGUUCGAGAGAGCCGUGAGCUGAAUCAAGCAAGACUCCUCAGCCAAGGUGACACAGCGGAAUCGAACCUGAACCAACUGGUGUCGCUGUCGGGGUCGGACUUUGACCUCGCGGCCCACGGGGACGCUAACUACCGCGACUCGACCACACACGUCGUCGCCAAUGGAUUACCUGAAGAUGUAGAGCCUGGACCUACCCAUGUCUAACGAUAUAAUGGAGCAACUUUUUUUUUUGAAAAAAAAAAAAAAAAAUUCUUGUAGUCACGCUUAAACUUCGGCCGCGUCUUUGAAUUAUGAUGCUUAUUCCUGCAGACACCAUCUAAUUCCAUUGUAAGUUAAACGUAUCAUUUUCUUAUCCGCCGAAAAGGAAAGAAAAUGAUUGGUAUUACUUAAAAUAAAAUUAGGUGUUUGCAGAAAUCAUGGCCAUUAUCAACCUAUUUGCUGCUUACAAAACAAACUUAGCUCCCGUUUAGAACGAAAUUAUUUAAGUUCACCUCGGAGUUAUGAUAACUAAGAGUAAAUUCGGAAUCUGAGAAGAGUAACUGAAGAUUACUAACUCCAUUAUAAGUUUAUAGAUAUGACGAGUACUUACUUUACGUUGGCAAACUUUAUAGUUUGCUACUUGUUAAAGUAAGUUUUUUAUUACACAUUUUCAUUUUUCCAAAAACUAUUGAAAAGGAUUCAUUUCUAUAGAGAAAUGUAUAAAAAAUGCAUAGUUCACACCUACUCCAAAACGCUCACAAUAUUUAAAGAUUACAACCACAUGCCAAAUGGUCUGCAUUUUUAAAGAGACCAAUAACUUUGACUUGAUUUAUUUACAUAUAACCAUAAAUUAUGGCAGUCAUAAUAAUUUACAAACCAUUUCAUAAUCCAUAGCAAUUAUUGCAGAAUUUUAAAAAUACAUUUGGCAACACUGGCUCUUGAUUGGCCGAUUAUGUUUAAUGUUGCCACUUAAUUGUAAAUUUGCUGUCUUAUAAAUCCAAAAUGGACGAUACAUUCCGUCCAUAUGUCUUCUAUAAAUGCGACUGUUGUACAGUCCACUGCCAAUACGUUAAGUUUGCACGUAAACUUAGCCGCACAAAUGAUAAUUACAAGAUAAAAUAAUAACUCCUAAGAGAUCUAACUUUACGACAAGUAAACUUUUAAUAUCAUGAUUUAGACUGAGACCUUUGCAUUACUUCAUAUCAUUUUAGUUUGGUUUCUAAUUGCAGCUUGGGUUUUAAACCACUGAAUUCGAAUUGUGAGUUUGACUUCAUUUUUGAAUUUUAGAUAAUUGAUACCACGCGGUUUCCUGGAUCUGUUGACGGUUAAAUAAUAGGCACGCACCUUAUUACAUGGGACUUAAACACACCUGGCGUGGAGUGGGUGUCAUAUACACCUCUCCAUUCCUCUUCGGGGAAACAGCGGGCUUAGCACCGUAAGCGCGCAACUCUUUUUUGCCUCGACAUACGUCACCCGUCGCUCUCUCACAGUACUGCACAGAAAGAGACAGAUGAUCUCUGUCGCGGCGAGUAAGAGUCGCGUGCGUACGGUGCUAAGCCCGCAGGUGUGAUGCUGUGCUUCAUAUUUGGUUUGAAGAAUGCUGAAAAAAGUAACCUUCCUGUUGCUUCGUCGACUGUUUUCAUAACUCGAUUCGAGUCUCGAAUUUUUGGACAAGUUUAUUAUAAGUUUGCAGAAUAUUUGCAUUAUUACUACAAAAUAUACGACAAACGUCGUUAUAUCUUUACAUAAGUAUCAAAGCUAUAAGAAAUGUUAGUCUGUAUCUAAAAUAUAGGCAACUGCAUAAUUUUCGCUAUGUCUUAUGGUCUAUGUUCUGUUGGUAGACUGAGAUGCUUAGUCUAUGUAACCCGUAAUCGUGGUCUACAUAGUGCGCGACCAGCCUUACUAUUGAUUUGUCUCGACGAAAUAAUCUUGUCAAAAGCAUUUUAGAUAAGUACUUAACGGAGUGAUGUUCCAAACAAAUAAUCUACUAACAUGUUUGUUUAGCUAUUAAUGUAUGAUUUAAGUCAACAUCGUUGAUUGCUGUACUGAACUAGCGUUAGUUGUGACAGUUCUAUAACUAGAGCUAUCUCUUUCUUGCGCUAAGUGUUAGUGAAGGAGAGAUCUAUUUUUAAAGCUGUCAAAAGAAAUUAGGUUUUUUCCGCGAAAUUCGACAGCGUUGUUAUUCGGAAUGAACGUAACGUAAAUAUUUGGAGGUGACGAAAACGGGAAUUACUGUUCGUUUUCGUUGGUUCGGCUAAAAGGACUUAUUUCCAGGUUAUAAACUUAAAAAAAAAAAAAACAGUCUGUUUGUUUAAAUAUAAUAAAAAUAUCACUUCACUUUUAUAGUUUAUGGCAAUCGGUCGUCAUAGAGUAACUUAAUCGUAUCACAUGUUUGGGUUUUUAAAUCAACUGAACAUUGAAAUCUUUAGGCGUAACAUUCGGUAUUUACGUCAUUGAACGUUAACAUUUGACGUAAACAUUACAUCAUUGUUAGCAUUUGACGUAGUAGAUUUAUAUACGUCGCACUUGCAGUUAAGUUUAAACUCGCAUCGCCUUAACAAUUAAAAAUAAACAAGCGGUGAACAUUUUUAUAAGCAUUUGACAGUCAAGCAAAGUUGCGUUCUUAAAUUAAAAUAGCUUUUACUACAGAAUAGGCUAGUUUCCAACACUUUUAUUAAAAAAACAAAAAAAAAAACAAAAAUAUUUAUUCUUCAAAAUUGGCUUACAUAGUUACCGCUUUUUGAGCGUCAAAAAUAAAAUUACGUAUUAUGUAACUGUCUGUAAAACUAUUACCACAUCGGAAGCUGUAUCGCUGAGGGAAAGACGUGGCCAUAAAACCUCCCAGCACAGGGCCCUACUCCUACUGUUUCAUGUACCUACUAAACGUCAAAACACGAAAUUACUAUGCAAUUUGUAUGUAAAAGCAACCUGUGACGUCAUAGAGAAACGUGAUAAAAUGUCGUACUUAUUAUUACGUUUUUAUGAUUAAAAUUCAUAAAUAAAUUACUGAAAACAGUAAAUUGUCAGUUUUAGAUCUGUCUUUAUUUAUUAAUCAGUAUUUCAUAAUUGAUCUUUGACCUAGGAUACUACCCAAUUGGGUUAAAUUUUGCUUAGCUGUCAAAUACUUAAGCACAUGUUCACCGCUUGUUUAUUAUUUUUAUUGAUGGCGUUAAUUUUUAAACAAGUGUUGUAUAUAAUUAUUUAUAACAAAAUAUUCGUGCAAUUUUCUCAUAUUAAGAGACUUUAUUAAAGAAUCUCAUAUCGUUAAACAUAUUUAUAAUGCAUAAAGGUAAUAUAUUGAAAAUCAGAGGCACAAAUCUAGACUAUUUUCUACUUUAUUUAUGAAGCGUAUUCACACUAACGCUGUAUUUUAAAUAGUUUGUCUUUUAUAAUAAUUUACUAUUUAUAACAGUAGAAUUGCUCUGGUCUAUCUAUACAUUAGAUGCUAUGAUUCGUGAGAUACUCAUCACUAAUUUAAGAGCCACGCUCUUGCCAGUGUAGCAUUCAUUCUCCAUACUACUUUUUUAGGGAAAAAUAGGGCAGUGGUUUUCCUCUUGCUUUUCGCUCCGCAGUGCUCUGUCUGACGCGAGUGGGUUGGCGCCUAGAGUAGUCAAUUUCAAAACCGUAUUAGGACUCCUGUCCUGUCCUCCGCCUCUGAAUAGUACUGACAGUUACUGCUGCCCUCUGCCAGGUUUCAAGUUCGAUGGCUCCCAUCUCCGCCUCUGCGACCGUUGAGGUCUUCAUUCUUAUCCCUGGGCAAGGGAUCUACGUUAUACCCAGUAGGUCUGGGUCCCUAUCCUCACUCCGGCCUCCUGAUGUAAGAGGCGCCUACCCCCGCGGCAAGGACGCGCUGAACAGGAAUUGCCCCAGUGGAGGACAGAGAAGACGUCUCUGUCCCCCCCUGGGGCCGGGUUGAUUGUCUUGUAUUAAACCAAAACCAAAUAAUAACUUUGACACCUCUUUUUACCUAUAUAGAGGUUGAAUUUCGCAAAAUCCCAUCUUAGCGAGCGUCUAAGACCUAAAAGGAACCCCCAUGCUAAAUUUGAGACUCCUAACACUUGCAAUUUCAGAGAUUUCGUGAUAACAGUGAUAUGUGACCCAGUCAAUGAGUAACUGUUAUUUGAGCAUACCUGGUUUUCUUAAACCAUGGUAAAAAGGUAAGAAAAAAUAUUUGCUUGAAUUUUUACGGAUAUCACUUAGCGUUAGUGUGGAUGACGCAAUAUCAAUUUUGAGAUGAAUAUUUAAAGUUGUACACAAGUUAUUUAUUGAAACAUAUUCUGCGUUUAAGAAUACUUUGCUAUUAACGAGGAAGUUAAUAUAAAGAAAAUGGCUGAUAUGCGGUGUUCAGUAGAGAUGUAGAAGGUUUAGAAAGUUAUUAUACUUACUUAUAAUAUUAAAUGGCUAACGUAGGUCCUUGCAUAGUUGGAUUUAAUCGUAUUUAUAUUAUAAUAAGAGUAAUUUGCCCAAAUUAAACAAACAAAGCUUUAUAAUUACAAAUAAAAAUGUAAUAUCAAAUAAAAUUAAAGUAUUAUUUUAAAAAA
Messenger RNA from Pectinophora gossypiella (pink bollworm), 7815 nucleotides. It is a transcript of the gene subdued, whose product is annotated as anoctamin-1. Gene Ontology annotation, molecular function: chloride channel activity; protein dimerization activity. The transcript is spliced from 21 exons. NCBI's taxonomy places the organism in Eukaryota, Metazoa, Arthropoda, Insecta, Lepidoptera, Gelechiidae. Bases 302 to 3499 code for a protein of 1065 amino acids. Gene Ontology annotation, biological process: chloride transmembrane transport. The record is from RefSeq and is a predicted model, not a curated record. Gene Ontology annotation, cellular component: plasma membrane.